AUGAACGCCGUUCAAAGGAAUUUAUUAGAGAAUAUCUUUCGUCCUUAUCUCGAUUCUGCUUUGGUGACCGCCAUCUUGAACGACGGCCAUGAUUUCGGCGCAUGUUUAGAUAUUCUUAGUAAACUCGCUGAAGGAACAAAUUUGGUUCAAAGUUUAUUAAUUGACGGUACCGAAAAUUGCUCCGAAAACGAUAGGAAUAUUAACAAAAGUUCUAACAGUGAAACCUUCAAUAAUAGAGAGGAUAAACAAAAGUUCAGGGAUAAGAAUGGCGCGGACAUGCAUGAUGUAUUCGAGGAAUAUUCACCAAAUUUGGAGGAUUGUUUAGAUAGUCUUGAUUUGAAUGGUGAUCCUUUUGAUUCCGGAUCGCAUGCUCGAUUUCUUAAAGGUUGCUUUCCCGCAUUGUCCGAUGAAAAGGUUAAUAAAUUACUUCACGAAUAUGAUAAUAAUCUCGAAAAAAUUUUGGAUGUUGUAUUGAACGAAAUCUAUUUGGAAUCAGAACAACUUGAUUCGAAAUCGACAUAUUCGUCUUCAGUAUCUUCUGCUUCAUCCUUCGACACGAGAGAUGAAGAUUACGAUGACGAUUUAUCAUCUGAGGCACGUUUUAAACAUCGCAAGAAGAAACGACGCAGGCAACAAAAGUCCACGAGAAUUUUGCUCCACGUUAAUGGUCUCAUACAUAAUUCAAAUAAUCCUACGUCAACCGCUCAAUCAUCUGAACCGUCAUCAAAAGCUCCCCCACCUUCAUCAAUCUCGGAACCCCCUCCGCCAGCUUUCACCACAUCACGCGAGCAGAAUCAAUGGACUAAAUUCGAGAGAGAGAUUCAACAAUUAGCGAAUGCAUUUCCUACUAUCCCUCGUAAAACCAUCGCUUCGACUUUGCAUUCUAACGGAGGAAAGUAUUAUGAAACAGUAUUGAAAUUGAUUUCCAUUUGUCCGACAGUGCCGAACUGCCAACAACGAUUAUUCCACGAGAAUUUAAAUCAUUUGAAAGCUGUUUUUCCAAAUCAUGACGAGAAAAUUCUUAGAAAAGCACUUAAUGGUACCGGCUCUGCCCAAAUGGCAAGCAGUUUAUUAUUACUAUGCUAUGAUAGUGGUUACGGGAGUAAUGAUGGUAGUAAUAUUUCAAGUCCGGAUGAGCUUGAUACAGUGAAAAAUGAUUAUUUUAACGCCGAGAAAUUGAGGGGUCACAAUCUGGAUUCUGUAAAUUUGAAAAAUAAUUAUUUCAAUUCCGAAAGAUCGAAGAAACAACCGGAUUUGUCUCCAAGUCCAUUCUUACCAAACGGCGUGCAAUUUGAUCAUGAUACCGGCGAAUACAUUUUCGUUCAAGAAAUAAAGAAGAACAACGCCUCUAAUUUCCAUAUGAAAAACGAGAAAGUCCGCGAAAAAAAUCGUUCAACUUCGCCACUCUCGUCUAAUUCAUCAUCGACUGAUCUGUUUUCAAAUUAUUACGCAACUGAGUUAAUGGCAAAAAGGAAUGAGGCUUAUCGUAAGGCUGUAACAGCUUUUCGGAAGACAAAAGGGCGCGUUCAAAAUGGAGAAGGCGGGAUCGCGUUCUUCUAUUCUGACGAGGGUCGUAAAUAUGAUUCCGAAAUGAAAUUAUGGAAUUUACGUGCCGUUAGAUCAGUGGUAAAACGAGAUAGUGAGGCAAACAAAGAUCACAUUCUUUUAGAUUUGCAUGGAUUAACUGUUGCGGAAGCACUUACAGUUGUUAAAGAAGGGUUGGCACAAUGGUCUAAAGGAACGAAGCAAAGAUCUCACUCUCCAAUAAAGCCCUUAAAGAUCGUCACUGGCUUGGGUAAUCAUUCACCUAAUGGUGUGGCGAAGCUGCCCCCAGCUGUUGCUCGAAUGUUGUCUAGAGACAAGUGGGAUGUGGUUAGACAUCAGGGAUACUUUUUGGUCAGGGGUCGUCAAACAGAAGAUGUUAUAAGGUAG
Molecule: messenger RNA, 1932 nt
Organism: Ambispora leptoticha
Lineage: Eukaryota; Fungi; Glomeromycota; Glomeromycetes; Archaeosporales; Ambisporaceae
Source: the annotation of a GenBank genome assembly